Molecule: messenger RNA, 545 nt
Organism: Oppiella nova
Lineage: Eukaryota; Metazoa; Arthropoda; Arachnida; Sarcoptiformes; Oppiidae
Source: the annotation of a GenBank genome assembly
UGACACUGUGUGUUGACUCCAAUUACAUGGACUGUAGAAAUAUGACAUUAAAUUUCAUCACUAAUAAAGUUUUGAGAUCUCAUUUAGUGAUUGAAAUGUUGUUUCGCAUGCUUUGACUCAUUCACGCAAAUCAAUUCCCAUUUGAUGACACGUUUUUAAUCAUCAUUUUAAUCAUACUUUUAAUCAAAUCUAUAUUUUAUUUAUACUUUUAAUUGAUUGUCAAUACAAUGGGUAAACCGAAGGGGAGGAAUGGGUUCUUCCAGUUCUUAAUCCACACACAGAAUCAGCUCAAGAGAGAGGGCAAGAACUUAGGCCUCAAUGCACCCGAACUCCAGGGCAUCGCCGGCUCCCAAUGGAGUGCGAUGUCAAAGCAAGAGAGGGAACCGUUUGAACAGAAGGCGAAGAGGAGUCAGAGUCAGACCAUUGCACAAUUGCUUCACAUCGUGAAGUACACCCGUAUAUGUCUCGGCGUUGACUUCGACUUUGAGCGGCAAAUGAUUUUGAGUGGGAGUUAUGCCAAACAUAGAGCACAACACAUCCGAUAA